CCCACUUGGAGAGCGAGCGAGAGCGAGAGGGCGCCAGGAAGGACCAGCACAGAUUCCACCACACAGAGAUGCCCUCAUGGCACCAGAUGACGGCACCGAAUGGUUGCUGCAGCUGCUGACGGAGAUCCAGUUGGAGCAGUUUUACAGCAAGAUCCGCAAUGAACUCCACGUGACACGCCCGGGCCAUUUUGAUUACGUCAGACCCUCCGACCUCGACCGCAUUGGCAUGGGGCGCCCAGGACAGAGACGGUUAGAAGAUGCCUUGAAGCGCCGGAAACCCCCAGGGCAGCGUCCCAUUUCCUGGGUGUACAAGAUGUUCACCGGAGGGAAAAGUCCAGAAAACGAAGAAGCCCCCGCCUGCCAGCCCUCCACGCCCCGCACGGACCCGGACGUCUCCCUGAAGUGCCUGAUCAGCGAGUGGGAUUUGGCCCUCCGCGAACGCCUCGGGGACGGCUGCUUUGGGGUGGUGCAUCGUGCCGAAUGGAACACCCCCGGCGGCACGACGAUUCCAGUGGCGGUGAAGUCUCUACGUUCCGACAUCUCGUCCGACCCCGGUGCCCUCAUCGACUUCCUGAACGAGGUCAACGCCAUGUGCUGCCUGAACCACCCCAACCUCCUCCGCCUGCACGGGGUGGUGCUCACCCAGCCCCUCAAGAUGGUGACGGAGCUGGCCGCCCUGGGCUCUCUGUACGACCACCUCCGCCCGCCCUUCCCCCUCCACCGGCUCUGGAGCUACGGCCUGCAGGUGGCCAAAGGCAUGGCCUACCUGGAAGCCAAGCUCUUCAUUCACCGCGACCUGGCCGCGCGCAACAUCCUCCUGGCCUCCGAGGAGCACGCCAAGAUUGGCGACUUUGGACUCGUGCGUCCGCUUGCAAGCAAGAGCGACCGCUACAUCAUGUCUGCCCAUCGCCGCAUCCCGUUUGCUUGGUGUGCCCCGGAGAGCUUGCGCACGGGGGUUUUCACCAGCGCCUCUGACGUGUGGAUGUUCGGGGUCACCCUCUGGGAGAUGUUCUCCUACUGCGAAGAGCCGUGGAUGGGCUUCUCCGGGCGUCAGAUCAUGCUGAAGAUCGACAGAGAGGGGGGACGGCUGGAACGCCCCGAUGACUGCCCCCGGGGCAUCUACGCCCUGGUGCUGAAAUGCUGGGCCCACAACCCAGAGGAGCGGCCCCGUUUCCGGGAGAUUGUCAGCUUGCUGCAAGAGCCACCCACUCGGAGGGCAGUGAUGCCGCCCAGGGGCUCGGCCAGCUCCCAGACUCCCGAUUCUUCCAACUGGCGUGGACAGAACAAGCGGACCCUCAAGGUCGGCACCUUCCCCUCGUCCAUCGCGGCGCCGGAAGAAACGGCGCCCCCUUCAGGAAGCCCUCACAUCAGCCUCCCGCUACGCAGCUCCUUUCUUCACCUGGCUCACGGGGACGUGGAGCCCGACCGGAGCUGGGGGGCGCCGGACCGGAUGGAGAAGAAACCAAAAGCCACGGGGGGGAAUGCCGGUGGCCAGAAGCGGGCCGACGCCCAGCAGCUCCUGCGCUUGACACGCCUCUCCAAAAGUUUGGAGUCCAUUUCUGAAUUCAGCGUCCUGCGGAACAAACCCCGGAUCCCCCCCUUCAAGCCGGACAACCCCUCUGCUGCCUCCCGCCGGCGCUUCAGCGACCUGCCGGGCCCUUUCCCGUCAGCCCAGCCCCCCGAGCCUCGAGCCCCCAAGCUGGCCGCCCGGCUCCCUAACCCGGCCCUCCCUUCCUGGGCUCUGCCCAAACCUGACUGCCCUCCGGGUGCCAGGGAGAGGGAGCUGCGGCCUCCCAGGACAGCCCCCAAAGGAGCCAUGGGGCCCCCCGCAAUCCCCUCUGGUGGGCAACGACCGACUACAGAGGUAGAGAAGAAAAUCAAGGAGGUGGACCAGCUCUUCCACAUCAGCGCCUUCUCCCGGGAGGAGUGCCGGCGGAUCCUGGAGCGGCACCGCUGGAACCUGGCCAUGGCCUCCCGCUACGUCCUCAGCAGGGGACUGCGGGCCUGAAGGAGAACCUGCCUCCGCUCCUUCCUCCGAGCAGCCGCCGGCACUGGCCAGAGACACUGCCUCUCCUGCGGGGGACCCCAGGCGUCCUGGCUCCCUUCGCCCCCAAAAAAGGAGUCUUGCCUCCCCCCCAGUGCUGCAGCCCAUAAAGAGAGCUCUUGGCCAAAGCUCAGUCUCUGAGUCCUGUCUCCAGCAGAGGGCUGCUCAGAGUCCGCAGAUUCCACUUCCACUGCCUCUUCCCUUGGCUCGCCGCACCACAUGUACUGUCUGAGAUUUCCGGCAUGCACCCAGAUUUCCAGUGUGCCUCUCUUCGAAAAGGGAUGUGGAC
This is a messenger RNA of Gekko japonicus, 2333 nucleotides long. RefSeq names its product tyrosine kinase, non-receptor, 1 (gene TNK1). Gene Ontology annotation, molecular function: ATP binding; transmembrane receptor protein tyrosine kinase activity. Gene Ontology annotation, cellular component: signaling receptor complex. The record is from RefSeq and is a predicted model, not a curated record. Lineage: Eukaryota; Metazoa; Chordata; Lepidosauria; Squamata; Gekkonidae. The transcript has 13 exons. Gene Ontology annotation, biological process: positive regulation of kinase activity; protein phosphorylation; cell surface receptor protein tyrosine kinase signaling pathway. Bases 77 to 2008 code for a protein of 643 amino acids.